GAUAGCGUUGCCCUAAUCCAAAUCGCUGCCAUGUGUCGUGCUCGAAAUCACUAAAAAUCUGCCCCAUUGUGACCCCAAUUGUGUUCUCGGGUGUGUGCGUGUGUGUGGCUCUUGGCCAUUUAACAAUUAGUGGCCAUAACGCCUGAGUGUUUGUUUAUUUUGCUCGGCGACCGCAGAAACGAUUCCAAAAAUGAUUGCAUAAUUGACUUCGGGGGGGACAAUUUGCGCGCAACGCACACCACAUUUCGAUUUCAAUUUGAAUUCCGUUUGUGAUUCCAUUUCAUCGCCAUGAAGAAGCUGCAUCUGGGGGCCAAGCACAAGGGCAAGUCCUACAAGCCCUUCCGGAACAAGAACCGUCGGCCACCACCACCAUCAUCGCCAUCGCCACCUCCACCGCCACCGCCAUCAUCAGCAUCGCACCAUCUGGUGGUGCUGGUGUUGCUGCUGUCCUCGCACCGGCUCGUCGGAAACAUCGGCAAGAUAUCUUCGUUCGAAGAAGACUACCGGGCUGACUGGCCCAUGGUGCAGCGCGCCUCAUCCUCGGAUGCACCCUCCGUUCAGGGUGGCCAACAUCGAGAGUCUCGAUUUGGCCUUGGAUACCCCUCCUACCAGAGUGGAUACAACAAACUAUUCACACAGGGUUCUGCCGACUCGAACUACUCACAACCGUCAUCCGAUCUGUCGCUAGACGAGGAAAAGGAAUCGCUUCGGCGAGAAAAGGAACGUCAGGCCUUAAGCCAGUUGGAUAAAGCGAGGAGCAAACCAGUGGCGUUCGCUGUGCGAACCAACGUAGCAUACGAUGGCGCCAUCGACGACGAUUCGCCGGUGCAGGGCGGAGCAGUUUCGUUCGAGAUCCGGGAGUUCCUGCACAUCAAAGAGAAGUACGACAAUAACUGGUGGAUCGGCCGGCUGGUCAAGGAGGGCUGUGAUGUGGGCUUCAUACCCAGCCCCGCUAAGCUAGACAACAUUCGCAUGCAGAACCAAACCAGACCCUCAAGACUGUAUGGCACAAAGGGCUCGUCGAGCGGGAAUCUUGGUGCGGGCGGACAAGCAGGUGCGGAGCCAUCUCGAGGUAGCACACCCCCCACACCUGGUGACGAAUCAGAUUCCAUGGGACCAGGACGACAUGGCAAGACCCCGGUGGCGGCGGCCAACAAGGAGAAGCGCAAGCCGUUCUUCAAGAAGCAGGAGACGGCCAGUCCCUACGACGUGGUGCCCUCGAUGCGGCCCGUAGUCCUGGUGGGGCCCAGUCUCAAGGGCUACGAGGUGACCGACAUGAUGCAGAAGGCCCUCUUCGACUUCCUCAAGCACCGCUUCGAGGGCCGGAUCAUCAUCACGCGGGUAAUGGCCGACAUCUCGCUGGCCAAGCGCUCCAUCAUGAACAAUCCCUCGAAGCGGGCCAUCAUGGAGCGAUCCUCCAGCCGGAGCGACUGCCUCGGCAAGGUGCAGGAGGAGAUCGAGCGCAUCUUCGAGCUGGCCCGCUCGCUCCAGCUGGUCGUGCUCGAUUGUGAUACAAUCAAUCAUCCGUCACAACUAGCGAAAACUUCAUUAGCGCCAACAAUAGUGUACUUAAAGAUUAGUAGUAGUAAGGUUUUACAGCGUUUGAUCAAAUCACGUGGCAAGUCGCAGGCGAAAAACCUCUCCGUUCAAAUGGUCGCCGCCGAGAAGCUAGCCCAAUGUCCACCGGAUAUGUUCGAUGUAAUCCUAGACGAGAAUCAGCUGGAAGACGCCUGCGAGCACAUUGCCGAGUACUUGGAGACCUACUGGAAGGCCACCCAUCCGGACAUAAGAGCUGUGCCGCCCAUCGCCCGCCCCCUGCCACAGGAGGCUUCGCCCUCCGCCGAUCCCGCGCGUCUCGGUCCGACGCCUCCAGUAGAUGGCGAGGAGUUUAUCGAUGAGCAGGAUCAAGAUCCCAGGAUGGGCAUUUCCGGCGGAGAGCGCGAGGGAAGUCGGGAGCGCGAUCGCGAUAGCAGGGAAAGAGAGCGGGAGCGCGAGAGGGAGCGGGAUUACUGGGAUCGGGAGUUCAACAGAGAUCGCAGCUCCAAGGAUCGGGAGAGGGACCUCGAGUGGGAGCGGGAGAGGGCUCGCGAGUGGGAGAGAGAGCGGGAACGAGAUUGGGAUAGAGAGUUCGAUUGGGACCAAGGAGGAACCUCUUACCAGCACAGCCGCCGACAGCCGACCUCCGUUCGCCACCAGGAGCGCGGCGGUGGCGUGGGCGCCGGCGGAGGUGGAGGCGGCGGCGGCGGAGGAGGUGGAGGCGGCGGCGGCGGCUACGAGCGAGAUCGCGAGCGAGAGCGGUACGAGCGGCGCGAACGGGACCUCAUGCACUACGACCUGAACAGCGACGAGCUGCUGGACGAGCGCAACUUUGAGUAUCCGGCGAUGAGGAGCGGUCCCAGCGGCGCCUCCCACCACGGCCAUCUGUCCAGGGGCGGUCGCCUGCUGGACGAUCCGGACUUUGAGCGCGAGGAGGCCCAGAUGAGGAUGAGCAGCUCCCGCUACGGACCCUCGACCAGGAUCGACGAUCCACGGGACUUGCCGCGGGGCGCCACCGUUGUCGAUCGCGAUGAAUACAGUCCGCACAGAGGUGGUGGGAGUAGUAGGAGAAUGCUUAAUGCCAUGUUGUCGUCCAGACCCUUGGGCCUGCCCCGCCAAUCAUCCCUGCCCAGCAAUAGAGCACCCACAUCCUACCUGCCACGCCAGUCGUCCCUGGGCACCCACUGGCUGUCCUCAUCCUCCAACCAGCAGAGCACCCUUGACCCCGGGCCCCAAUCUCGCCGAGAGCUUUAUCCACUGCUGCAUCAGCCGCAGUCCUUUUCCCAGGCCCGAUCCCAAUACACUCCGCACUCGUACACCAGUAGCCACGCACCCCAGUCACGAUCCCAGUCGCAUUCGCAGUAUCGCUACUCCGUGCAGGACACGUCCUUCGCCCACCCACCGCGAUCCCUGCGCGAGGAGUACCUCAGUCCCACCAUGAGCAAGGUCGAGGCUGUCACGCACGCCAUUCGCAACAAGAUCAUCGUGGAGGAGGACGAGGAGGAUAUCCUGAGCACGGAUCGGUUCUAUUAAAGAGAUUUCAGUCGCCACCCCGCGUCGAUUAGGUUUUUUUUGGGGGCAAGGAAAGCAAAUGCAGUGCCAAAACACACGACACAUUUGUAAAUGUUCCAUUCGAUGAUCAGAUCAAUUUUGGUAGCAAAACACUCAAACACUCAAACACA
Drosophila takahashii is the source of this 3218-nucleotide messenger RNA. It is a transcript of the gene Ca-beta, whose product is annotated as Calcium channel protein beta subunit. Gene Ontology annotation, cellular component: voltage-gated calcium channel complex. Gene Ontology annotation, molecular function: voltage-gated calcium channel activity; protein binding. Gene Ontology annotation, biological process: calcium ion transmembrane transport. The record is from RefSeq and is a predicted model, not a curated record. Lineage: Eukaryota; Metazoa; Arthropoda; Insecta; Diptera; Drosophilidae.